Messenger RNA from Sitodiplosis mosellana (orange wheat blossom midge), 2284 nucleotides. RefSeq names its product N-lysine methyltransferase SMYD2-B-like. The transcript is spliced from 2 exons. Gene Ontology annotation, molecular function: protein binding. Bases 300 to 1952 code for a protein of 550 amino acids. Lineage: Eukaryota; Metazoa; Arthropoda; Insecta; Diptera; Cecidomyiidae. The record is from RefSeq and is a predicted model, not a curated record.
GAAUUCAAAGUUUCAUCCAUUUGGUAUGCCAAAAAUAGCGUAGUUGCUCGCACAUUGUUGUUUUUGCCCCACCACAACGAAACGUCAAACAUUGACAUUGAACUGAAAUCUACGCAUUUUUUGUGCAGCUUUGCCGCUGUCACAUCAAUUAGCAUCGUGUACGUGUUAGAGAUAGACGCUUCUCUACGCUUAGAAUCGAAUUUUGUUGUAUCGCGCAAAAAUAAAAUUGUUCGCUCGAUUUUCUGUCGCCAAAAAAAUCAGUUUGAGAAUAUUCAUCAUUGUUUUUAAUCGCAUAAAAAAUGUCAUCGCCGUUAAAUGUUUUGUGGAAAAAAGAAGAACAAUCAAAUUUGGGUUACAUCGAUAUUUUUGCUGUUGUUGGGCAUGAGGUGAAUUUAGCCGAACACGACAAGGCUGUUGAACAAAGUGGACCAAAUGGAAAGAACAAUGUGAAUGCUGCUGAACAUCAAGCAAAAGGUAAACAAUUAUUCGAGGACGGCGAUUACAUUGCGGCAAUACGCGAACUGAACAAUAGUUUGGCAUUGUACACCGCUGAUUCACCAGAGUUGGGAUCGGUAUACGCUGAACGCUCAAAAUGUUUUCUUCAAUUGGAUUUGCCUCAGAAGGCAUUGAUCGACAUUGAAUUGGCAAAAAAAUCGAGCUACACGCACGAACUAACUGCUCGCGAAGAUAAAUGCAAGUAUUUGUUGGAGGACGAGGAAUUCAAAGCGAAGCAAUUCACUGGUCAUGAACCAACGCUAAGCUUCAAUGAACACGAAACAUUCGCUGGUGUCGCUGGCUGUUUGGAAUUUCGCAAAAGCGACGAUUUUGGUUAUCAUGUCGUCACAACGCGUGAUCUCAAGAUUGGGCAAACAGUUCUGGUGGAGCCAUCGUUCGCAAUCACACCGGCUCUGUCAUCGGCCAGUCGUUACAGUCGAUGCGGCGGCUGUUACAAAGAGCUAGAGAACUUUGUGCCAAGCAAGAUAAGCAGUUUCUGUGUUUAUUGCAACGGAAAUUGCAUCAAAAAUUCAUUGCAUGAAGAAAUGUCGAUGUCAACACUCAAGGAAACGACUGAGUUGGUUGAACCAAUACUGCAGAAAAUCGUCAGUGCGUUCCCAGAUAUCGAUGUGUUGGUUAAGACGGUCGAAUCAUUACAAAAAGGGGAAGAUGUGACUGAUUUGACAAGCACCGUUCAGAAGCAGGCCUGUUCAUUGUUUCGUCUCAUCAACAAACACGAAAUAUCGACCGAUCAACAGUUUAAACUGCGUCCAGCCGCUGAUACAUUCGUCACGGUCAUGAAGAAGCCGCAUUUUGGGCGAAUCUUCAACACAGAAGAACGACAACGUUUUCUGAAGCACUUGAUUCUGCACUUGCAUAACGUUACGGAAUACGCCAUCGAUUUAUAUGAACUGCAGCAAGAAGACAUCGAUGAGCCCAUCAGAGGACACACAUUCGUGCAUUAUGCGACUGCAAUCUAUCCGUUUGGGGGCUACAUUAAGCACUCUUGUGUUCCGAACGUCAUUUGGUUCUCCGUCGACGACCGUUUGAUCGCCAAAGUGAUUCGGCCCAUCGAAAAAGGCGAACAAAUCCUUCGAUCGUAUCACCCAGGCACCCAUUCAUUCCAAUUGGACAACGACUUGGAAGAGAAACACGUUGAGAUCCGAUACAAGUUCAAAUGCAAUUGCUGUCGCUGUUUGGACGAUGAACCGUCAUCACCACCAACCAAGCUCCACGUGGAUCAAGAUCCACUUUGGGUCGAAGUAGCAGCAGUGAUUGAUAUGACGGUCAAAGAUUUUUGGGCAUUAUCGUCGCAAGCGAUUGAGCAAUACGAAAAGAAGGCCAUCGAAUUGGUAGCAAAGUACAACAGUGUCUAUCCGAAUCAUGAUGUAUUGUUCAUGCGCGACAACUUAAUGCUCAUCUGGAUUUUACUCGCACAGACUCAGAAGUCUCGUUAAAUUUUGUUUCAUUCAUUUUGCAUUAGAUCAUUGGCAUUUUAUCAGAUUUUAUAGCCGAGACAGUGCAUUAGUUCUCUUUGAUUUUAUUCAUAAAUUCGAAAUGGAAUAUUGAUUUCUUCUUAAACAACUAACAGAGAUUUGCUAAUAUUUUUCUAAUAUAUUCGUGUAGAUUUUUCUUGCCCAGAGGCAGUAAAAUCACAAGAGCCUUACCUUAUCAUACACAUUUUAAUUUGAUUACAGCCAUUUUUAAUUAAUUGUAAAUUCAAUUUCUUCUCUUUAAAUUUUGAUUCUUUUCAUCGAUAAAUAAAAUAAAUAGUGUUCAUACUUUGAAA